UAGUUAGACGAGUUGGUUAAAUGGAGUCGACCACAGUUCAGUAAAUAUACCUAUAUUGAAUAGGAUUCUUCAUAAGUUUUUUUAACUUUUAUCAGUGACAAACAAUGAAGUACAAAAGGACUUUUAUUAAUUUCUCCUUUCAUAUGUGUGAGGCUUUUGUGUAUUGCAGAAAAUGGUAGAAAACAGUAAUUAUAACAGUUUGGAAUAAUGGGACUAGUAAUAAACAGAAGUUUGCUUAAGAAGAAGUGAUAAUGUUUUUUGUGGGCUAUAAGGAAAUGUAUGGUAUAAAUUGCAGUACUAAUGGGACCAAGCUAUUGAACAGGAGACUUGAGUAAACAGUUCUAUCAAUAUUAACACAAAUGAUAUUUAAAGUACCAACGUCAGUCGUACCACGGCAAAAUAAAUCAGUAGUAGAAUUAAUAGAAAUAUAAAAGUUGACAUUAAUGAUAUGAUAUAGUUGACAUGAAAAGAAAGAUUAUCUCAUUAUACAAAAUAGGGGUGCCAUACCAUGUCUGAAACUAUCAAUUGGACUAUAGAAAUACCCGUGUUUACCUUGGCAGUCAUUGGAUUGGUAGUUAACCUGACUUCACUCUUUUACAAAUUGGUUCGGUCCUUUUUAUUACCCAAGUUGUGGAAGUAUUCAUUAGUUUCUCUUGAUGCGGCUCAUAUUUUUUUAGGCGUAGGAUUAGUUUUACAUUUAAUUUAUAAAAUAACAAAUAUAGAAAGUAUUUGUAAAUCAAUAUCAUUUUUCUUACAGUUUGGAUUGUUCGAUUGUGUUAGUGGGUAUUUAAUUGCUGGAGUUAUUUUAUUAGGUAUAUACAAUCCAGGAAAGUCAUCUAACUUAACAUCCUUUCAUCGAAAUGUCUUUCUUGUUAUAUUUAUACCACAGAAAGUUACAUCAAUUAUUUUGUCAUUACUACCACUUACCCCAGUGUCAUUCUUUAAUUUUACCUCGGUGAAUGCGAUAUCUUGUUUGAACAUUGAGCAAAAAGGAGAAAAUGCUUUUUCCUAUGGACUUUUAUUAGUGUGUAUUUGUUGGAUUGUAAUUUUUGUGGCACUUAUUUGUUGUAUUGUGAGUGCUGUAAAAUUGUGGAAAGGAUUUAGUAACAGAAUUCACUCUGCCUCGCCUAAUGUUUGGCAAGCACAGCUCGUCAGCCAAGGAAGACAAAUUCAGAAAAUUUUAAUUAUUGAAAUAUUAGUUUGGAUUAUUACUUUAUUAGUCUUAACGGUAAUUAAUUAUAAGAAUACUAGCAAGUCAUUGAGUGCAAGUGCGGUAGCAUUGAUAUUAUUGGACAUAGCUACGAUAUUUCAUGGAGUUCUGACAAACAUUGGAAACAGUAUGUGGAGUAUUUGUUGUUGUACUUCGUCACAGACAAUAGAAGAAACUCAUCGUAAACUUAAACAGCUUGAACUCGUCAGACUUGAGGCUCCAGGCAAACUAAGAUUAAGAGCAACAUGGAAUGCUGGGAAACAUCACACCAGACAAGGUCUAAUGAAGGUGUAUGGACCAAAACAUGUGAAGUCCUGGGCCCAGGAGAUAGUAGUUCUGGGAAUGUUACGUAAAAUACAGCAUGCUAGUUUGUUACAAUGUCUGUGGACCAGUAGUUCUAACCCAUACUAUGAAACUAUGACGCUGAUCACUGGAGAGAUAGUCACUAGUGAUUCUAGAAUUAUUUGUCUUGAGUUAACUAACAGUGGAACACUGCAGGAGUUGAUCAGACGACUUGAAUCACCACUACCAGAAUCUUGUCAACGAAUGAUCAUCCAUGAUGUAGCUGAGGGAUUGUAUUACCUUCAUGAUCAGAACAUACUUCACAACAACCUGAACUCAUCAAGUAUAUACCUCAAAGGAUCACUACCAUCAGGACAGGUACCAGUGUAUAUGUAUGGCCAGGUGACAAAUCGUGUGCUACAGAGCAUGGUAAUGAGAGCUGCUAUAGGAGACUUUGAGGACACACAGAUAUUUGGAGCAAUGCAACAAACUAGUAACCACAGUAUAAGAGACAAAAGGAAUUUCUUCCUUCCUGAUAUUAGGUCUUUUGCUUUGAUCGCCUUGGAAAUUAUAUCAAAUAUGUGCGAGAAAAAAUUUGCCACAUACCAAUAUGAAUGGGAUCAGUACAUUAAUGAAAAAAAUGUACAUAACUAUCCACAAACAUUUUAUGAUGACUCAGAUUUUGAGGAUGAAUUUUAUAGGCAUAAACCUCAUGGGGUACGUUCUCCAGGAGAGGUUAUUGAGGAUUAUAAAAGAAGUAGGAGUAUGUCACCUGGAAGUCGACCUCUGUCAGCACAAUCAUGUAGAAGUCAGAGGUCAAGGACAAUGUCACCUGACUUAUCAAGGUCUAGACAUUCCCCUGCCGUAACAUUGUUUGGAAGCCGUGAACAGACACCUGAACCCAUGCCAAAAAGAUCAAGAAGUAAAUCACCAUUUUCAAAAAAACAUAAAAAGAACCGUGCACCUGAUCCUUAUGAUACAAAUCGUGUGGAUUCACCAAUUGUUUCUGAAAAUGAAAAACAAAGAAAAUCAACUACACCAUCGAAACAAAAAAAUGCUGAUGCAUUUAAUAAUUGCAAACCUCAGGGUAAAUCAAAAUUGAAGAAAGUUGACAGUAAAAAGUGGAUGAUUUCUAAACUAAAGACGAUUACUGGAUCAGAAACUGCUGUGUCAGCAUUUAAACCAAAGACUAAAUCUGAACAUUAUGAUUCAAAUGAUGAAGUUUCAGAGGAAGAAAUUCAAACUGUCAGACAAAAACUUCAUAAGAAAAAACGAAGUGAUUCCAAAAAUUCAAUGCAAUAUGAAAAUGAUCAUGCUUUACAUAAAAGUUUAUCAAACCAAAGUAAUCAUAGUCUUCAACAGGCAGCACAUGGUGACCUUUAUAGAACAUCUUCAGGGUCAGUUGAUCCCACAAUGUAUCAGAAAAUGUCCAAAGACGAAAAAAGGUUAUAUCAUAAAAUGCAAGGACAAAAUGAGCAAUCUGUCUAUAGAAGUAUGACGGGUAAUAGUGAACAAAUGAUGCAUCGAACACUGUCAGGCAACAGUGAAAACAUGAUGCAUCGAACAAUGUCUGGUAACAGUGAAAAUAUGAUGCAUCGAACAAUGUCUGGCAACAGUGAAAACAUGAUGCAUCGAACAAUGUCUGGCAACAGUGAAAACAUAAUGCAUCGAAAAAUGUCUGGUAACAAUGAAAAUAUGAUGCAUCGAACAAUGUCUGGUAACAGUGAAAAUAUGAUGCAUCGUAGAAUGUCUGGUAACAGUGAAAAUAUGAUGCAUCGAACAAUGUCUAAUCACAGUGAUCAAUGGAGUAUCCUUAGUGAUAUGGAAUACCCAAGGUCGCAUGGGCUUAGAAACACAAUAUCUCAGGACUCAAGGGCAUCAUUAUGGUCAAAUUUACCACUUCCUGUGGAAAUGAUUGAAGAAAACAAUGAUCAUUUGGAUGAAAUCAUAGAUUGUCUUCCAGGGAUGGCAGAAACUGUAACCUCACAGAGAAAGAAAAAUCCUCAAAAUAAAGAACAUUUAGUCAUAAGAGACAAAAACCUAAGCAUGCUUAGGCAACAAGAGUAUUGGAAAAGUGAUGGACCAGGCACUCGAAGGUUUGAGCUUGUUGACUAUUAUGAUGAGCUUCAAGGUAAAUUUGUUAAGAAAAUGGCUCCUCAUCCAUUUUAUCGUUCAUCUUCAGGGUCAAAUAUGCUUCCAAAAUCCGUUCACCGAACAUUCUCAGGAACACAAAUAUUACAUCGAACUACUUCUGGUUUACAAGAAAUUACUGAGGCAACCGAAGUUUCUGACAGUGAUAAUGAAAAUUUCAGACAUGACUUGGACUUGGCUCAUAAAGAGUUAAAAAGUUUGGGCCAUAUAAUUCAUCCUCAGGUAGACAAUUCAAAUGAUAAGAAACCAUUUCAGAAAAUAAAACCAGUUUUUAUCAAGGAGGAUUCUGAAAAACAAGAAGAAAAGACAAAAGAUAUAAUCAAACCAAAACAGCCAAAGAAAAAACGUUCAAAAUCAGCAGAAAAGGCUGGAAAUACAAGACCAGAGGAACAAAAUGAAUCAAGGUUAAUAAGAAGUGAAUCUCAGAAAAAGAAAGCACGAGCAACCUUACAAAAGAAAUUGACUAAUAGGGGUGGAAAUGUGCCUGUGAUUCCACUUUCUGACAGGCGGGAAAAGGCCAACCUACAGGUUAAAUAUGCAAAUGUUAAAAAAUUAAAAACACAAUCAAAUGGUGAAAACAAAGAAAAUGGUUGCACUGAUCAGAAUCAUACUGUUGUGAAUAUGGAAGACACAAAAGAGCAGACAUCAAAUCAUUAUGAGAAAUUCAAAUCUGGAGUACCGCGGUAUUCAAGUUUCAGUAGUAAUGAUAGUGGUAGUAGCAUUGAUUCAAGUGUACGUGUGAGAAAAGCCAAUGUUUCUUUAACAAGUGGUGAAUUAACUUCAUUGUCAUCACAAGCUGAUGUAGACACUGAUGGGCAUACAACUGACCUUGAUUUGCCCUUCAAGGAAAACCAAAUGAGAAAGAAAUUACAAAUGCAAAGUAAAGCUAGGAUCAGUGAUAGUGGUUUUGACAGUGAAAGUAGUGAACUUUCUUCUGAUUAUUAUCGCAAUCAUAAAGGAAAGAAAAUUCAAAGUCGCUUACCAGUUCAUCAUGAAAAGAGUCAAGUAGGACUUCAUGUUGAUGAACUACCUUUUGUUUCUGUUGAUUCUGGAAAAAUGAAUUUCUCGGAAACUGCAUUUGUCCUUACUGGAUUUGAAAAUAAUCAUAUUUCUCCUGAUCAAAAUGAUAUUGAUGAAGAAAUUCUCCCAGAAAAUGAUAUUGUGCCAAAUGAUUAUGAAGAUGAUUUACGACCCAUGUCAAGCAUGUCUCGUAUCAUAGAAGUGACUUGUGCUUCACCAGAAGAUAUUAAGGACUUGGAAGAUGAGAAUGAUAAAUGUUUGUCAUCAAAAACAGGCAUUAGUGGAUUUAAAAUGGGCAUGUCAGAUUCAAGACCAAAAACUCCAUCUCAUAGUUCUCGUCCAAAAACUGCAAGUUCAUUAGGUUCUAAGGAAUUGAGGGGCCCAAAUGUAUAUGCUAGUCCAAAUGUUGCAUCUAAAAGAUACAGAGAACUAACAAAGAAGGGUGUUCCAUUGAGAGUAUCUACCAUAACUUCUGAUUCACCAAAGUUAACAGAUAAAGGUCAACCAGAGGUCAUGGUGAAUGAAACAGAAGACUCAGGCAAUGUUACAGAUGAUCAAAAGCUUUUCAAUGAUUUAGAAUCACAUGGUUUCUUCAAAACAACCAAUACAAACACACUAAGUCCUCCUCAUAAACAGCAUCGCAAAUCACGGAAAGACCAACCAAAGAGGAAAAAAAUAAACAAGUGGAAAUUAGAUGAUAUCAUUAGAGAAAUUCCAGAAGAAUCUAGAAGUCCAAGUUCAAGCAAUAGGUCACCUAACCAUAAAUCAUUUUUUGACGAUUCAUUUCAUAAUCAGUCAGGAGAAGAGGCCAUGUUGAAUCAACCACAUACAUCGGAAGAUUCAGAAACAGCUAGUGUUCAAAAUAGUGCUGUCAACUCUAUCCCCUCUUCAGGUGUACCUAAACAGCAUCAGCCCUCAGUGGUUGUGGAUGCUGAGUUAUAUAUAGACAGAGUUUAUUCUAAUAAACCAGCAGAAAAACAAAAUGGACAAGUUCAGUUGUUAGAUCCUGAUUUUGAUUCUCCAUUGAAUUAUGAGCGUGUAUAUCAUCCCAUGUCAGAUAUGCAGUGCAUGAAUGAAUACAAUGAGAAUGUUGACUUGGAUAUAGAUGUUCCAUUGUUGGAAGGAAUGAAUGAAAAACAUGUGAUUAAUUGUCGGAAAAUGACAACACAACUAAAUCUUGUUUCAUUCCAUGACCUACUUCCUGCAAACCUGGAGAAUUUUACAACACUAAAGACCAAACUACAGCAAGGUGGACAGCUUGGAAACAUUGGUACACAGCUGUUGGAAAUUAUUCAUAGUUGUUGGCUGAAUGAGUUACCUCCCACUUCUUUUGAUCUGGUACUACAAUUGACAGAUCCAGUGACAGAAACAGAGCUGUAAUCAUAGCAACAGUAUUCUGACAGAAACCAAGAUUUUUUACAGAGGUUCCAAGUUAAAAGAAAAAGAAACAUUCAUUAAUCCAUUCUUGAAAUACUACUGUAUAUGGCAAUUAUAGUUGGUAAAGCAUGGUACACAGAUAGGUUAUAUGAUUUGAAAUUGUUUCCAUUAAAAAAAGAUGAUGGGGAACAAACUUCACUCAAGUAACUGCAAUAACAGCAUUUGUUCAAGCUUAUAAUUGUUUAAACAGAUCAUUGCAUACUCAUACAGCAGUCAAAAAUGUGAAAGGUAGUUGAUUUUCAGAAACAUGUAAAAAAAAAAUCAAAAUUCAAAUUUAUGUCAUUCCAAAACCUUUCCCGUCAAGUUAUUUCAUGAUUGCAAUAAAUAUCCAAUCAUUCUGAAUAUAUCAUGGCAAGGAUACACAACUGUUCAUUAAUGCAUAGAGUUGAUUUUGAAGAUCAAGAAAGAAAUUUUCAUAAAUAUCAUUUCAAAUUGGGCAAGAUAAACUGUAAGACUGGUAUGAAAUAUAUAUUAGGCAUUUGUUAAUACAAUAGCAUUUACAUUGUAGUCAAAAUAUUUGUGUAUAUUGCAUUUACUUUCCAUUCCGUCCAUUAUAGCUGAAGUUAAGAGAAAGGUCAUAUAUCUUUUUAACGUUUUAUACAGCAUUGUUAAUAUUUAAUUAAAUAAUUGGUGCCAAAUGAAAAAUAUGUAUUUAAUUAUGAUAUCAGUCAAUUCUUUGAUGUUUUCCAUGUUUUUUUGUUGUGUUGGUUGUUUUACUAUGUUACUUUUUUUGUCUUUUUUUUCUGAUGUAAUGUACAAUGUAAUUUGAUCAUAAAAUAUUCAAAAUACAUUUAUAAUUAUUGUUAUGAAGGUCUGGAGAUGGUUACAGAAUAGAUAAUAAUGGACAAAAAAAUUGAGAAUAUAAAAGGGCAAAAUUAAUAAAGUCAAGAAUAGAGAAAAAUGGGCAAAAAAAAAAGAAUAGAUAAUAAUGGACAAAAAAAUUGAGAAUAUAAAAGGGCAAAAUUAAUAAAGUCAAGAAUAGAGAAAAAUGGGCAAAAAAAAAAGAAUAGAGAAUAAUGGGCAAAAAAGAAUAUGUAGAAUAGAGAAUAAUGGGCAAAAAGAAUAUAAAGAAUAGAGAAAAAUGGUUAAAAAAUUCGUAAAGGUUCCGCGAAACCCAGUGUCUAGCCUACUUUUGCUGUUAAUCGCAGGCUCAACAAAAAUGAGGAAAAAAAUUAAUUAAAAUAUUCCUCUCUAUACUAUCUUUUGAUUGAAAGUAGCUUCUGUCCAAGUUUGGUAAAAAUCCAGGAUAGUUUAUGAAUCUAAUAAAUGUUUUAAAAACUUAAACUGCAGACUGUAUGUAAUGUUAACUGGAAGAAAAACUAAGUCCAUUUAUAAGUAAAAUAAGGAAAAAAUGGAACAAAAUUUUAACAAAAUUUCCUUCUAGAUACUAGCUUUUAAUCAUAAACAAGCUUCUGUCCAAGUUUGGUACAAAUCCAAGAUAGUUUUAGAAAGUUGUUAAAACUUUAAAAACUUUUAACCACAGAGUGAAUGUAAUGUUAACUGGCAGAAAAACUAAGUCCAUUUAUAAGUAAAAUACUGAAAAAAUGAUUUUUUUUUUUUUACAAAAUUUACUUCUGGAUUAACCCGAAUAAUUCAGUCGUUAUAUUCCACUGCUCUACAAUGGCUACAUUAACGCCUGAAGGCCUUGUCAAUAAAAAAUCGUCAAAUAAUUAUUCGGAAUUAGCUCGGGAUUUACCUAUCUCGAUAACAUUGAGCUAUUAGCUGAUUGUCUCUCUUUCUCAGAGAGCACCAAUCAAAAUCCUGGAUUCGUGACGCGUUUCUAUUGUAUAAAGAAUUCAGGCCCUCGCGAGUGGGAGAGUCGAUCACGGGGAGGGACUGAAUUAUUCGGGUUACUUCUGGAUACUAUCUUAUGAUCAUAAACAAGCUUCUUUCCAAGUUUGGUAGAAAUCCAGGAUAGUUUAAGAAAGUUAUUAAAAUUUCAAAAACUUUAACCACAGAGUGAAUGUAAUGUUUCCUGGCAGAAAAACUAAGUCCAUUUAUAAGUAAAAUAUGGAAAAAAUGGAUUUUUUUUUUUUACAAAAUUUACUUUUGGAUAUUAUCUUAUGAUCAUAAACAUUUUUAGCUUCUGUCCAAGUUUGGUAGAAAUCCAGGAUAGUUUAAGAAAGUUAUUAAAAUUUCAAAAACUUUAACCACAGAGUGAAUAUUUUUGUGGAUGCCGCCAACAACGACAACAAUGCCGACGACGGAAUGUAGGAUCGCUAUGUCUCGCUUUUUCGACAAAAGUCGAAGGCUCGACAAAAAUGAAAGAAUUCAGAAAUAGAGACUUCCCUCCCAUCCAGACUUAUCAUUUUUGUAAUGCUGUGAAAGUACUUAGUUCUAUUUUCUGUGGAUUUUUUUAGGUAAAGCAUGCAUUUUAAUACCAACUAAAAGGCAUAGCGGAUAAUUCACUUAUGAUGUGCUGAAACAUGAAAAAAUAAAAAUUCAAUAUCAAUUUACCAAAAUUGUUCUGAUAAUGUAGAAAAUUUUAAUCAAUAGAUAAAAGUACUUUCAAUGUUUGUACUCUUUUCAUGAUGUUAAUGUUUCAGAUUUUAUAAAUUCAUCAUUUUAUCAAUCUUUUCAUUUCACCAAACACCAAUUCAUUGACAUAUAAUUAUAAAGUUAUGAUAGCCUAGGAAAUUUUAAAAGUAGAAAUAUAAGAACCUUUCCUCAAUUCCUCAAAUGAGAUAUUUGCCACUGGACAUUAAGCAACCAACAAACAAUCAAUCAAUCAAUCAAGCCCUUAAAAGGGAGAUAAAAGAAAUUCAUAUACAAAUAGGAAUAAAUGAUUUAAUUGCCAAGGAGGCAGCCACUCAUCAUAGAUCUUUGGUAGAGGAUAUCAACACAACUAGAUAAUUAUUGAGUGAUCUUGAAACAUAAUUACAGACAUAGUUCUCAUUCUUUAACAGUUGGUAUUUAUUUUCUGAACUUCAAUCUUAAUGUUAUCAAGAAAAGUGGAAUUUGUUUCUUAUUGGCUCAUAAUUAUCUAAUUUAUAGACAACAAGGAAAGAGGUUCCAAGGACUUGAGAAUCCUUUCAUUUUCAAAUUAAACAGGAACUCUAUGACAACAUUUAGUCUCGUUGACAUUUACCUAACUUUUCCUUUUAUUCAUAUAAAAAUGUCAUGAAAAGGAUUGUAGUAAUUGCGUCAGUUCAAACAAAAGGAGAACUGUAGGUCUUUCAACAACAAAUAAACAAAAUCAUUUAGUUGAAAGACAUUGCAUGACAAACAGUAAUUAGUGAUCUGGUGUUCUUUGUACUAAAGUUUAUAUAGUCAAGGUGACCUUUAACAUUUGUAUCAUAAAGAGAGCUGGUUAUUAUUUUUCUUUCUAGAUAUUUCUUAAUUACAACAUAUAAUUAUAUACUUAAUAAUAAAAUAAUCAUGAUAUAUAACUUUGUAGACCUAGGUUUGGUCCAUCUUAUGUACUUGUUGCCUUUAUCUGAAAUUUAUGUAAAAUUAAUAUGAACUUGAAAAAAAAAAAUCAGUGAAAUGAAAAUUAUAGAAAAAUUUGAAAACAACCUUGAAGGUAUUCAUAAAUAUUUUUUUUGUUUCUAAAGUAUGGUUAUACAUUCAAUUGAUUAGAAAAUACAACUUGUACAUUAAAGUUAUAAUAAUAUUUGGUAGAGUAACCUCACCUUUGAAUUUUUAAAUUGAGUUAUAGUAAUUAUCAAAAUUUGGGGGCUAUUUUCAUUAUGAAUAUGUUUGAAAUACGUCUUCCAUUUAAAAUUUAAAUGUCCAUGUCCGUUUGAAGCUAUUGAUAUGUAGUUUCUAAUGUUCGGAAAAUAGAAAGAGAUUUUGAACUUUCUCCAAGACAAAUACUAUAGCUUACAUUCGUUAUGACUUUUAUCAACAUUAGUUUAAGUCAACAUGUAAAUUCAAUUAAAAAUUUUGAAAUUUCAAUUUUAUGUAAUUGGUUAAAUGAAAGUAGAUUUAAACAUCAGUAUAUUUCUGAGGGGUAAAUGAUUAAUUUCAUGAGAAUAACACCUUUGUGUUGAUAUAAUGCAUUUAAACAUUUAACUUAGCAAAUACUGAAAUAGACUUAUACACCACCCAAAACUCAUAAUUCUAUGCAUAAAAAUUGUUGAUACAUAGUUUAAUUUUUUUCAAUAAACAAUAUGUUUCCAAUUAUUUGUCAGAGUUUAAUGAAAGUUAUAGAUUUCUUUUUUUUCUACAAAUAAACUUACAAUACUGUUGUUAGACAUGUAAUAAAUAUACUAGUUUGGGACUUGGCUUAAGUAUAGAUGCUGAUUUGAACAAUUUUUUUUUUUUUUUUGAAAUACCACUUUAAAUUCUUGCAAUGGUUUUGAAGUUAUUAAUAUUUCAAAUACUAGUAACAAUUAUGACAAUUUUAAAUGAUCAGACUUCAUUAUAUUUCCUUAGUUUUUCUAAAGUGCUCUGACAGAUAGUGAAACCUUAUACAAAUUAUGCUGCAUUUUAAGUGUUUGUUACCUAUCAUAUCAUUUGUUCCUGUGAUACAAAAAAGAUAUUUUUAUAGACAAUAAUUUUGAUUAAUCUGUGAUAAUUUAUAGAUUUGUUUACAGUUGUUGAGACAUACAAUAAAUAUAGUAAUGUU
Messenger RNA from Mytilus californianus (California mussel), 10670 nucleotides. RefSeq lists its product as uncharacterized. The transcript has 7 exons. Gene Ontology annotation, molecular function: ATP binding; protein kinase activity. Bases 509 to 6043 code for a protein of 1844 amino acids. Gene Ontology annotation, biological process: protein phosphorylation. NCBI's taxonomy places the organism in Eukaryota, Metazoa, Mollusca, Bivalvia, Mytilida, Mytilidae. The record is from RefSeq and is a predicted model, not a curated record.